AUGGUUUCAAACUUAUUUUUAGAUUCAGUGGAAGGCGCAGUCACUGAGUCGUUAAAGACUAAUAGAAUAUUAGUAGUAUAUAACAGCGAUAAGUCAGAUGAUUGGCUUAAUCAAUGGUUUCAAGUAGAUGAAAAUAAUGUUACUCAUUUGAAAGGUGCUGCUGUUUGGUUGAAAUUAGUUAAAGGAACACCUCAGUUUCAAUAUUUUGAACAGGUUUUUCCUAAUGUUGUAGUGCCUAGUGUAUAUCUAGUAUUUAACGGUAAGAUUAAGACUAUCUUACAAGGUGAUACAACUCAUUCAAUGUGGGGACAAUUAUUGCAUUCGUUAGGAGUAGUUCCUGAAUCUGUUCCACACAAUAAACCAAAACCAGAAGUACCAUCGGGAACGUUUAGAGAAUCAGUUCAAGAAACAACUCAGCAGGUUUAUCAUGAUGAAGUCGUGAAGGAACGUAGAGCUGAUAAAGAAGAACGUGAACGUAUUUUGAGACUAUUGGAAGCUGAUAAAGAGGAAAGAAAAGCUGCAGAGGGCCAUUCACAAGAUUUAAACACAGAACCUAUUGAAGUUCGUGAUAAUAUUAAGGAUAGAAGAAGAUUACAUACGGCUAAUUGUACUUUACAAAUUAGAUUAACUAAUAGUGAAACAUUGACACGUACUUUUAAAUCUGAUGAUAUUCUGAAUGAAGUUAGAACUUGGGUUGAUGUUAAUAGAACUGAUGGGGAUCAUCCUUAUGCAUUUCAUAGAAAUAUCCCUCGUAUGACAUUUUCUGAAUCUGAUGAGAUGAAAACUUUAGAACAAUUGGAAUUAACGCCAAGGAGUGCUUUAAUUUUACAACCUUUAAACAUUACAGAUAGAAACAUAAAAAUUGCUGAAGCUCAACAAGCUGGUCUAUUAAAUAAAGUUUAUUCAGGAUUUUCUUCUUGGUGGGGAACUUCACCAUCAGAACAACAACAUUUCCAAGCAUCUUCUUCACCAUAUUUACCUUCGGAACAUCGUACGGAACUGAAUCAUCAUCAACAAUCGUCAUCGAAAAUCAUUGCUGCGAGCGAUCCUCAAAUCAAUAGAGAACAAUCAGACACUAAUAUAAAUUCAAGAUCUGUAACGCCAAACGUUUAUCAGUUGGUGAAUUCUGACGAUUUGAACGAUGAUCAUGAAAAAAACACAUACAAUGGUAAUAAUGUUUCUCUCGAAAAAAAUGAUGAUGAUAAAUAA
Messenger RNA from Maudiozyma saulgeensis, 1209 nucleotides. Lineage: Eukaryota; Fungi; Ascomycota; Saccharomycetes; Saccharomycetales; Saccharomycetaceae. The record is from the annotation of a GenBank genome assembly.